GUCAGGGCCUCGCGAUGGGCGCUGGCGCUGGCCCUCUUCGCCCGCGCGCGCGCCGGUCCUGAACGGGUGGGCCCGCACGGCUUCGGCGCUGCGCUGUUCGCCUGCGAAGCCGCCGGGCGGUGGCAGCAGGCAAUGCUGCUGGUGGACGAGAUGCAGCGCUGCUGCCACGGGCUCAACACAAUUGCCUGCGGGAGCGCGGUGCGGACGCUCGCGUCCGCCAGCCGCUGGGAGCUCUCCGUCGCG
This is a messenger RNA of Prorocentrum cordatum, 243 nucleotides long. NCBI's taxonomy places the organism in Eukaryota, Dinophyceae, Prorocentrales, Prorocentraceae. The record is from the annotation of a GenBank genome assembly.